AUAUCGAAAUCAUAUAAAAUAUAAUAUACAAAAAAUUUAAUUUAAUUCCAAUAUUUAAAAAAUAAAAAAUGAAAAUUAGAAUAUAAUUAUUUUCGAUUUAUUGUAUUUCAUUUAAAGAGAAAAAAAUAUUUUAUUUACAUCGAAUUCGACUUUAAAUAAUAAAUACAUAAUACUUACUUAUGAUUUAAAUAUUAAAUAAAAUAGUAUUUUUAAAAUAAUUUCCGAAAAAAUAUUAAUGAAAAAUCUGUCAAGAUGUAUAUUGCUGAUAUAAAAAUCAAUGUUUGACACAAAGCAACGUUUUUAUUGAAAGAGGAUCGCGUCAAUGGAAAGACUAAAACACGAAAUGAAACGACAUUCGAAGGCUCGAGAGAUCAAAAGACCCUUGGCAUUCAUUAUGCCCGUAUAUAAACGUCCAUUAGUAAUUGUCUCGCUUUGCAUACUUCCAACUCAAUUUCUGAAAUCAAAUUGCUACCGUGUUUCCGUCCACCGACGAAAAUUACUCUCUUUAUUGAAUCAUGUUCUCGCGCAAGGGACACUUUGUUCUCUUGGAAAUCGUUGCGUUAUGGUUACCGAGUGAGCCACAAUCGUGUUUGUCUUCGUAUAAAAUCUAGGAAUAACUUGAUCUGAACGUAGAUUUAGUUAGUUUAGUUAAUCGCUCGUUUAUUUAUAGUCAAUUUUUUAACUUUUAAAAAUAAAUUCUUAAUUUAAAUUUAAAAUUUAUUUUUUUAACAUUUAAUGAUGAUAUUAAUAUGUAUAUAAAAUAGAUAAGUAGAAUGUAUACGUCAUAGAAAUCGAAGCAAUAAUUUUCUAAUUGGCUAAUAAAGUAUAUUAAUACAUUUUUUUUAUAUUUUUAUUUUUUAGUUAAAUUAUAAUUUAUAAAUCCUCUUAUACAUGAACUAAAUUAAUAAAUUAUUUACUACUUUAUUUAUUCCAUUUGUUUUUAUCAUUGAAAUAUCCAAUCGAGAAAAUAUUAAAAUUAUAAUAAAAAAAAGUUUUAAAAUUAUAAUAAAAAAUAAGAAACAGAUGAUUAUCUUUGUCUAAAGGGAUAAAGAAAAUAAAAAAAGUAUUAUCCGAUUAUCAGAUGCGCUUUCUUAUCUCAUAUCUAGCUAUUCAUCCGUUUAACUUUUCUCAUUUGACAAACUUACCACCUAUUAUUUAUAUCAUUGAAUGAUAAAUAAAUUGAAUCUUUAUUAUUUUUUAUUUAUUGAAUUUAGUUUUUGAAAAAGUUUUUAAUUUGAAAAAAUUGCAUAAAUCAAUUUCCAAUGAUUUUUAAAAAUCAAUAAAAAAAUGCAUACAUAAGAAUGUUUUUUAAUUUAAAAAAAUGAAGAAAUAUUUUUCAAUGCGAGAUUUGACAUUGAAUAGUUCGAUAUCGUUUUAAAUGUACUUAUAUUGAUGGGUUAAAAUGCAUGGGGUUCGUCACUUACGUCAAUGGACAUGUUAUCGGCAGUUAAAUGACUAAAACGUUCGAGAAAUUCAUUAAUUUACUCUUCAUGAUUGACUUGUCAUUUCGAUUUUAGGUUAGGAAUAUUAUUAUUCAUGUAGAUAUCUACAACAUCUACACACUUGUCUAUAAUAAUAUAAGUUUUUAUCAUAAAAUAUAUUUAUUAGGUAUAAUUUACAUAUUAUUUACGUAUUAUUUUAAUAAUAGUUAUAUAUUUUAUUUUGUAAAUUGUUUUAAUAAUAAUUACGAUAUGAUAUAUGGAAAAUUCAGAAAUGAAAUUGAUCGAUUUUGAAAUUGAUUUUUUGAAAGCUUUUAAAUUUUAGUUACCUGAGCAUAUAGAAGAUAAUUACUUCAUUAAUGGAUUUAAAAAAUAUUCUAUAUAGCACAAUAUUAUUAUAUAUUCCAUAGCUCAAUAUAAUUCAUAUAUCAUAAACAAAAUAUUUCACAAUACAGUAUUAUAAAACGAUAAAAGAGAUAUUUCAUAAAUAAUACAAUUUAUAUAACACUAUGAGAUAUUUUACAAAAUAAUGAAAUUAUAUAUUACGUAUUAUUAAUAAUAUUAUGGUCAAAAUAUACGAUACGGUACACCAUAGAUAAAGUAUCUCGUGAAUUUGUUCAUUAGAAAGAGAGUUGGUAUUAAUCCUAACUUCAGUUUAGUGAAUAGCAGUUAGAUUCGUGAGAUCGUUAUGUAUUAUAUAGUAUUGUGUUGCGAAAUAUGAAUUAUAUUGUGGCAUUUUAUGAAUUAUAUUAUGUGGAAUAUUUUGUUCGUAAUUACUAAGUGAUUAAUCUGUUUUUGACUUCUAUAUUUUACUAAUAUAUAAUUUUAUAUAUUUUUUUUGCUAAAGAAUUUAUUAUUUAUAAUCUAAAACACUUUAAUUUUAUUAAUCUUUGACUUCCGAAAUCAUAUAUUAUUAACCUCAAUAUCUCGAACUUUGUUUCAUCUAACUUUCUAUUGAAGUUCUCGUCUAUAAAUUCUGUCAAGUUACUAAUAAUCAAGUAUCUUCCUUGUAAUCUCAUAAAUAUUCUUCAAUUCAUUAUUAAAUAUUAAAAUCAUAUUAGAUAAGUUUAAUAUCACAAAAGAAAACAAUGUAAGUAAAAAUUUUAAUUUUUUGAAAUUAAUUUUUUGGAUAAAUUAGUUAUAAUGAUAAUAUAUUUUUGGUAAUAUCAUUUGAUUUUUAUUAUCGUUAAAUUUUUCACAAUUAUUUCAUUUGUAAUACUUUUUUCUUGAAUCUCUUCAUUCAUAAAUAAAACAAAGCAUAUAUAAAUCAUUUAUCGGCACAUAGGUUUAUAUUAAAAAAAAUAUUAGAAAAAUAUUAAUCAAUGGAGAAUGUGUUAAGCACUUUAAUGUGUGUGUAUUUCACAAAAAAAAUAUAGAGAAAAUAAAUUUCAUAGCGUAUAAAAGAGUCACUAGAUACAUGAUGAAAAAUUUUUAAUUGGCUAUUUGAAGUUACCGAAAUUACGUAUUUUUUCUUACUUUUAAAUUUUUUAAAUUUUAUAGUGAUCAUUCAUUUUUUAUAAUAGGUCAAAACCUUUUUUUAUUUUAAAUAAAAUCAAUUAACAUACCUUCAACAUAUUUUCUACGGGGUGUACCAGAUAAAAGAUUGUUCAAUUAAUUAUUUGAAGUCAUAUUUUUUCUCAUUUCAAAUUUCACAAUGAUGAUCCACAUUUUAAUUAGUCAAAAUUUCUUCUACUAGAUGUAUAGUAAAACCAUUUAUCUAUUUGAAAUUACCAUAUUUUCUAUUAGGUGUAUAACAAAAUCAAGAUUUCUCAAUUGACCAUAUUUUUUUCUUAUUUUAAAUUUCAUAGUAAUAAUCCUUAUUCUAAUAAAUCAGAACUUUUUCUACUUUUUUAAUAUAUGACAUUUUCUUCUAGAUAGGUGGUGUGAGGUUGUUACGCUGUCUCGCCAUCACGAGUAUUGAUCUCCGCGGAGCCUGUGUGAAUGGGCUAUAACCGUCUCACCCUAGAACCUGGAAACACAGAAUCUCCGUCCUUGUUUCGUUUCCUUAGCCUCCUUUUCCUUCGUCCUCUUUUCGUUUGGACUCAGGUCCAUUUUAUGUGGGUUGGAUUUCAUCGUUUUGGACUACAUCCUCCCAUGCACUUAUUACUGGCGCCUGUGGAAUGCUCUACCUUGACUCUGACCUAUUUCUCUAUUUUUUUCAAUUUUGUAUUUAGGAUUUGACUUAGGAUGACUUAGAAUUGGAUUGUAUAAUUUUUUUUAAUUUUAUUUAUUUUAAUUUCUCUGUAUUAUUUAUUUUUUCUCUUUUUUCAUUUUUUGUCAUCUUUUUCUGUUUUAGAUUUUUAAAUCUUCUUAAUAUGUGAUUAAAAAAAUUUGGGCCUAUGAAGUUUAAAUAAUCUGUAUAAUCUUAUUAUAAAAAUGAUAUCUUAUGUAUAUAAAAUUUUACUGAUAUACUUUGUAAAAAUGAUAUUAAUAUUAGAAUAAAAUGAUAGAAAAUGAUAGAUCAUGACUGAAGUUUGAAGACAAAGUAUUUUCAUGUCUAAAAAUCUGUAUAAUUGAUCAACUUCAAGCAAAACACCUAGUAAUUUCAGUUUUUAUAUUACAAGUAUGUAAAAUGUAUCUUUUACAAACAAAUCGAAAUCGAAACUCCUAGAUCAUGUGAGAAUUAAUUAAAUGCUACAUGUGUUCGUGUGAAGGAAUCACGCAUGCACGGUGUAAAGUUCAUCCAUUUGUGGAUCCGUCUUGCAUCCCCAACAAUGGAGGCCUCAAUUACAUCGGCCCAUAUCUCGACAAUAUCAAGCCACUUCUGGGCUCCAGCUGGGAAAACAGAAUUCGCUCGAUUCUCGACGAAUUCGUGUGUAAGCCGAAUUCGCAUUACGCGAAACAAUUUCCACGAGUGAAGAAAUUCUUGGAUAUGGUCGCCAUUUGGGCUAACGAUGUCCCUUGCAAAGACAUCAAACAGGAAGUGAUUAAGCACACGAUCGAGUGUAUGGUGAAGGAUAACUUGAUGACACAAUUUGCAGACCCGAUUCUUGAUAAUGGGCCGAAUAAAGUAGAUUCCGAUUCUUUGGCCACCAAGCAUAAUUCCUUACAAUGCAUGAAUGUUUGGAGGUUUAUCACCGAGAAAGAUUAUUGGUUGUGCCAAGAUUGCUCAACACCAAUCCACAUAGAUCCAAAAACUAAUCGAAAAAUCCACGAGAACAAUGGAGAGAGUUCGAACAGCGACUUGGACGUCGAGGUCGGUUCGAUCUCGCAGGAGCCAUCAUCCUAUUGCAGCUGUAGAACAACUUCCUGUGAUCGAGUUAACAAACAAGAAAUCGAGGCAUCAAUAUGCCAAGCCGAAAUCAAAAAACAAGAACUCGAAUUCGUCUUCCAAUUGAAUCUGCAGAAUCAAAUUCCAACAACAACAACAAAUUCCAACAAUUGUUGCACGGAAACACAAGACACGAUAAAAAUCAAAUGUGACUAUGACACAAAAUGCGUACACACUCAAACCAGCCAAACGAACUUGAACUUCAUUUUAACAACGAAUCAAUGCGAAUUAAUCAAACCCUGCGACGCUUCUAUCCACCCUAAACCCUGUUCAAAAAGAAUAAGCAUACAAGAAUCGAAUACGGUAUGUUGCGAUCAAAUUACAUUUCCCAAAAAUUCGAAAUUAAAAAUUUACAUAUACAAAACAAUGAGCACCGAUCGGUGCACGAUUCGAGAUAUGCCAAACGUAUCCAAUCUCUCACUUCCCUGCAAAUCGAAUCAGCUGAUCGUUCGACUAUUCGAGACGGAUCCGCUCUUGUUGGACCCUUGUUUGAUUUUGUUGAGGAAAAGAUUCGAGAAGGACGUGAACAAUGCUUGCUCGUGCAUAAACGACAUACUGAAGAAGUUCGACGACUCGAUGAUCAAGCACUUUCGCUUGAACUGCGAGAUCAGACAUGGCCGCGUCGAUUUGAAUCUGGUGUGUAAAAAUGGCAACAUGUCCAAAUCUCGAUGGUUUCUAGCCAGAAUACCGACCUGUACUAGCGUUCACAAACGUGAUUCGUGUCACAAGAACGUAGAGAGCUGCGAGAAAUACGGAGAGCCGCGAAAAUCGAUGGAGAUCCCAAUCGAUCCUGUAUGCGGCGAGGAAGUGAAGAUAGAAUGUUGCAAAGAAUUAGAGGAACGAAAAGGUACUUUCUAUUCUUUUUGUUCGAACGACAGUUCUGUAAGCAUGGAAUCAUCUGUGUCGGAGGUUGAAAAGGAGAAAGAAGAGGAAAAAGAGGUUAACUUCGUGUGGUCGAGAGAGGGGCCGAAGCAGAUGGAAUUUGUACUUUCUUCCAAGAAUGCGAUAAGCCCGAAGAGGAAGGGAAAGGCGAAAGUUUAUUUUGAGAUUGAUGUUGAAAAAACUAAGGAACAUGAUGAUGGAAUUAGCGAAAAGUCUGAAUCGUUUUUGAAUGAAGAAGAGGAAAAAACAAUAGUAGAGGAAUAUAAGAGCGAAGAAGUUGCGGAUGAAAAGAAUUUCAGAUGUGAAAAGAACGAGAUACGUGAAUUUGUCAUGGUAGGUACCGAGAAUGAAUUGACGUUAUGCGAGUAUGAUUACUCGUCUGAUAGUUUGAAGGAGAGUGUUCUUAGAGAAGAUCAAACGGGUAAAAUCCGCGACACUGAAAAAUCCUUUUCGAAUAACGAGUUUUUCUCAUCUGAUAAUCUAAAUCAACGUGAACAGGAAGAUUUGUGCGUGACUAAUGAAAAGAUAGAAAGUUUAAAAAAAGAUUAUAAAGAAUGUCAUCUAGAAGAAAAUUUUGUGGAAAUGCGAGAACCGGAAUGUUCGGAACACGAAGAAUAUUUGAAGGAUACUUCUUGUCCAAUAAUGAAAAAAGACAUUUCAAUGGGCAAUGAAAUAUGUACUUGUGAAUUAAGGAAUAAUACUCUUCAAAUAGAAAAUUGCAUAACACAAGAAACGAAUUUGUCAGAAUGUGUUGUAAAGUGUAAUUUUGAAUCAAGCAAAAAUAUUUGUCAGGUAGAAGAUACGUGUAAACGAGAAGUGAAUAUCUUGGAAAAGAAGAAAAAUUUGGAGGAAAAAUAUAGCGUGGAUUCUAUUUCAUUCGUGCAUUCGAACUCGACCAAGUGUUCCUGUUGCGGCAAGGCUCUCUCAAGCCCCUCCGACGAAGAAAUUAGUGAAACGAAUAAAUUUUGCACGAACAAAACGAUUCUUGACCCAAAAGUUCAAGAGACAUCAAACUUAAUUGGAACAGAAAACAUAUCGGCUAAUUUAAAACCUACGAAUCUUCAAUAUUGCAAAUUUCAAACUAGUUCGAUCAUUUCUUCAUCUCCCGAUCAAUGUUACAAUACUAUCAACAGCAACGCAACAGAUUCGCCACGAUCAUGUCCAAAUUGUGAACAAAACUUGGCUAAACAAUUUACUAGUGAAAAAAUUUCAGAUCCUCCCGUUGCCGAAUCUUUAUUUAUGUUCUGUAAAGAUUUCAACGUGACGAAUUUCUCUUCUACGUCCGAUGAGGAAAGCUUGAGUGAAAAUUUCGAGACGAGGGAUCAAGAAACGCGCGGGAAAUUCAAAUCGCCUUGCAAAAAAUCGACUCCACCGUGUCGUCGGAAAUUGAUACAUUAUACAACGUGCGAUAAUUCGUCAUGCCCUGCGAAAAACUUUCGUCGAGUCAGAUACGUAAAGCCCGAUUCGAAAUGCAAAUCGAGAGAGGCAGAUGGCGCUCGAGUCGUUGCACGACACAAAAGUCGUCGGGGAUCCGUGAUCCCAAGCAGUCUGUGUACCUCGUUUCCAGCGAUCGAUCGUAUCAAAUACCUGAUACGCAAGAAACUACGAAAAUUGCUUCUUGAGGAACGUGAUAAGGGAACGAGUACAUCAAAGACAUUUCUGAGAACCGACAAAUACCUGGUCAGUAUAUCGAGCGGAAAAUUGAACGGGGAGCGUGUUAUUUACGAACCUUGUCCAGGUAGAUCUUCGAUUCGUUGUCCUUUUACGGCCAGGAAUCGAUGCGAAACUGGUGAUCGGGCAACAGUGAAAACAUUUUCGGAGGGAAAAUCGUUAAACAAGAAUAAAAAUGUGAUUGGUGAUAUAAUCAAAGCAAAAUGCCAAAAAAUGAUCCAGAAUAAUGAUAUAUUAAAGAGAAUCAAGAUGGCGGAUGUUUUGAAAUCUCAGAAAUGUGAUUCGAAAAAAUUAUCGAUCGACGCGCGGGAUUUGAUCAAUAAAGAGAAAUCGAAAAUUAGAAAAUUGGAUAGUUAUUCGUUAAAAAGUAGAAGUUUGAAGGAUGAUCGUUCGAGUGUUGUGUCUUUGAAUUCGACCAGAGUGGUUUUCUUCGAAGAUGAGGGUGAUCAUUUUAUAAAUCGAAGCUUUCUUCGUGAAAAAAAUUUCGUGUUGAGGAGGGAUAACAGAAACGUGGCGAAUAAUUGUGAAUUAAAGAAAGAUUUUUUCAUCGAUUCGAGAUCAAUAAGAAGUUAUUCUAGAAAAAACUGCGAACGUAAUUUCGUUGGAAACGAAACGAAAACGGAGAAUAGAACUUGCUCUGAUAAAAUGAGAUCUUUUGAGAAACGUUUGUACAAGCUUGAGAGAAAGCAAAAGGAGGAUAAUAAUCUCACGAUUUUUCUCGACGAUUACGAGAGACUGAUUAGCGAGCUCGACGCGGAUUUUAGGAUGAAAUUGUUGCAAUACGUGACGCUUUGCAGAAGUGUAAAGAAUUGUUUGAUGAAAAGAUUGCGAUCAGAUGACGUUUGUGAGAGUUCAACUUCCGUAUAACAAAGGAGAGGGGAGAGGUCGAUUUAAUCGAUGGAUCGAUGAAUUGAUUUUGAUCGAUAAAUAAUUUUAUAUCAUUCCUUUUCAUUGUCAUUUUAUUGUUUAAGAUUUUUGUUUAAGAUAUGCCUUCUUUUAGGUAUGUUGAUGUAAUAUAGUUUUUUUGGAAAUGUAGAAGAGAAAUAGUGCUGUAUGUGGAAUUGUUUUUGACAAAUGAAUUGGAGAGAAGAAUGAAUAAAUAUUUUUACAAUUUUUUCCAAUUGUAUAUAUAGUUUGUAUGUUUUUCAUUUGUUUGUUAGAAGAAGAUAUUUCAAAUAUUUAAAAUUGUUUUCAAUUUAAUAUAUUGUAAAUUUUCAAUAUAGUAAAUUGUUUUAAUAAUUCAAUGUUGUAGUUUAUAUUCAAUAAUUUAUUAAACUAAAAAGAAAAAUUUAAUUAUUUUUCAUAUAGCAAAAAUUUAAAAAUAUUCAAAUUGUAUCAUAGAAUACAUUUUCCCAGAAAAUACUAAUUUUUAUUAUUAAUAUACAAUUUUUAAAUUAAUAAAUAUUACAAAAAAUUUAA
Apis cerana (Asiatic honeybee) is the source of this 8682-nucleotide messenger RNA. RefSeq lists its product as uncharacterized. NCBI's taxonomy places the organism in Eukaryota, Metazoa, Arthropoda, Insecta, Hymenoptera, Apidae. The record is from RefSeq and is a predicted model, not a curated record.